This is a messenger RNA of Thyridium curvatum, 2109 nucleotides long. RefSeq lists its product as uncharacterized. Lineage: Eukaryota; Fungi; Ascomycota; Sordariomycetes; Thyridiales; Thyridiaceae. The coding region runs from base 1 to 2109 and encodes 702 amino acids. Gene Ontology annotation, biological process: nucleolar large rRNA transcription by RNA polymerase I; RNA polymerase I preinitiation complex assembly; translation. Gene Ontology annotation, molecular function: structural constituent of ribosome; RNA polymerase I core promoter sequence-specific DNA binding; protein binding. The transcript has 9 exons. Gene Ontology annotation, cellular component: RNA polymerase I core factor complex; RNA polymerase transcription factor SL1 complex; ribosome. The record is from RefSeq and is a predicted model, not a curated record.
AUGAAUGGCCGUCGCGAGUUGCGGAAGUUCCGCCGGGGCGAAGGUUGCGACGAAUGCCCCGCGCGUCGUUGGUAUGCUGAAAGCGGAUUUAGAUAUUGCGAGAAUGGACAUCGCAUCGAGGGUUUCAUUGAGUUCGACCAUGAGGAUGAGGAGAACUUUGGCAAUAAGGGCCACGUCGCCCGCAAGGCGAAGGAGAGGAGAGAAAAGGAACUUCGACACUUAUCGGGCAAUGCCGCCAAGGAGCUCUACCUCGAGUGUCUCCAGCUCAUUCUACGCAAGCAGAUCGCCUGGCUUGUGCGCGAGAAGAAUCUGCCUGCCGAGCUGGAGACGGUGGUGCGCGACAUGUGGGAGCUCCGCGUGCGCGAUCUCGCUGGCCUCAAAUCUGCCGGUGGCCGCGACCGAGAGGACGGCCAGGAGUCGGGCUCUGGGACCGAGGCCACGCUGUACAGCUCUCAGAGUGAAGGAGAGAUGUCUGACGUCUCGGCUGCGUCGUCGGCGAGCCAUAGGCGCAUCUGGCGCAGUCAGGUUGGCGAGCGUUGGAAGAUGCCUCGCCUUCUCGACACGCUUGCGCUGUGUUACCUUGGAACUCUGCUGCUCCGUCUUCCCUAUAGGGUAGGGGACUUUCAGCGAUGGGCCAAGGCGGACGAGAUCCUUUAUCUCGGAGCGGUGGAGGAGAUACCCAAAGAAAUGCGUGACAGGCUACCAGGCGUAUAUCACAGGACGCUCUUGACCAGGAAUGCGAUAUUUAAAGGCGCCGAGCUACAAGAGGUGGUGUUUGACCUUGUUCGUGCGUAUCAUAUCAACUACGAUAUGGUGUUUCCGGGUCUCAAUCUACCAUUGCUGCUGUAUCAGUAUGCAAAAGAGCUUGGCCUCCCUGCCGAAGUGUUUGGCGCUGUCGUGGAGCUCCUCUCCUUCCUCAACGAAGAUCUCACGUACCCUUUGGAAAAGAGGUCGACUAUCCUACUGGAUCAUCCAGAUGUGUUUCUCAUAUCUUGUAUUGUGUUUGUCACGAAACUCCUCCACCCCUUCGACAAGAUCGAGAGGGCACGCAGCGCGUCCGACGACAUAACGACUCUCAGAAUUGACUGGGAGGAAUGGCAGAGGAUAUAUGCGCCUCAUGCUCAAGAUGGCUUGAGCAGACAUGAAGUUGAGAAACUGCGCUCUGAUGAUGCCUGGCUUAUGAGUGACGCAACAAUGGACGAAUACCUCGACUGGUACCAACAGCUUCGGUUACCAGAGAGUGAAGACGGCCGCCAAAUCACCAAACUGUUCCCCCUUUCUGCAAUAGGUCGCCGAGAUAAGACGGUCGGCGACGAGGCAGACGAAGUCAUCAAUGAGAAGGCGAAAGAGGCACAGAGAAGUCUACAAAGGGUCGAGCCACAGGACCACGAUAUGAGCACUUCUAAAGACGCACCUCCCUUUGGCCAGCUGCAUCAGAUGUAUCGUGAAGAAGAAGAACUUCCGGCGGCAGCGAAGGCAUUCUAUGACAGAGCAGGGCUCGCUUCCCACGAAAAGAAGCGCGCCCGGCUCAACCCCGGCAGAACCCGACUAAAGGUUUUGGUGGAAUUUGUCACCCCCCACCAGAAUUUCGUACCAGAAUUUCCACUCUCCUUCGAUCAUCAAGCAAUUCUUCACGGAAAGCCGCCAAGAUGCAGAUGUAAGCCCUCGCCGAACGAGACCCGAUGCAUGCCAUUCGACAGUGGAACGUGGACUGACAGCGACGGAAAUAGCUUCGUGAAGACCCUGACUGGCAAGACCAUCACUUUGGAGGUCGAGUCCUCGGACACGAUCGACAAUGUGAAGUCCAAGAUCCAAGACAAGGAGGGCAUUCCCCCAGACCAACAGCGAUUGAUCUUCGCCGGCAAGCAGCUCGAGGAUGGCCGCACUCUGUCCGACUACAACAUCCAGAAGGAGUCCACCCUCCACCUGGUCCUCCGUCUCCGUGGUGGUAUCAUUGAGCCCUCCCUGAAGGCUCUGGCCAGCAAGUUCAACUGCGACAAGAUGAUCUGCCGCAAGUGCUACGCCCGUCUCCCGCCCCGUGCCACCAACUGCAGAAAGCGAAAGUGCGGACACACCAACCAGCUCCGCCCCAAGAAGAAGCUCAAAUAG